Ilex paraguariensis (yerba mate) is the source of this 366-nucleotide messenger RNA. NCBI's taxonomy places the organism in Eukaryota, Viridiplantae, Streptophyta, Magnoliopsida, Aquifoliales, Aquifoliaceae. The record is from the annotation of a GenBank genome assembly.
AUGGCAAAGCUCGCAUUUCUCGGUGCUUUCUUACUUGCUCUUUUGUUCCUUGCCACGGCCUCUCGAACCACCAUCACCACCACCGUGGUGGAGGAAGGGAACCCGAGGGAAUCGCAGGAAUGCCGCGAGCAAAUCCAAAGGGAGCAGCAACUCCCCCAUUGCCAAAGGUACUUGUCGCAGAGAAGCCCCUAUGAGCUGGUUCUGAACCCACGAGAGCAGGAGGAGCAAGAGCAGCACCUCCGCCAGUGCUGUCAACAGUUGCAGAACAUAGACGAGGAGUGCCGUUGUGAGGCUGUAAAUGAGGCGAUGCUUGACAGAGGAGAUCACUAUAUUUCGCCUGAAACCAAAGGAUACCAAAACAAUUGA